AUGUUAAGUUGCUUUAACAAGGCUUAUCUUAAAAAUACAAGAGAAAUUAGUAAGGAUUAUUUAUUAUUUAUCCUUAUGAAAAAAAGUAAUUUUAGUUAUAUAAGAAAUACAAACACAAAUACUAAAAAAAUAAAUGAAGAAUAUAAAAAUAUACAACGUGUCAUUCCUUUAAAUGAAAAUGAAUUAUUAAAGAUAAGAAAUAUACUAAUUAAAAUAACAAAUGAAAAACAUAUUUUUCACAAAAUUGUUCAUUUCUAUAAUAUUCCAUCGUUUUUUAUAUUAGAUAAUGAUGUUAGAAACCACUUUUUGAAUUAUCUUAAAGAAGAUUUAACAUAUGCCUAUGAACUAAGAGAAUUUAUAAUGAAUAAAUAUGAUGAUAGUAAAGAAGAAGUUGUAGAUUUAAAAAAGAAAAAAAUUGAAUUAAAGAAUGAAAAAGUAGAUGAUAUUAAAAAAGAAUUAGAAAAUAAAAUGAAUGACAUAAAAGAUAGAAAAUAUGAAAAAAUUAUAAAUAUUUUACAAACUUUUAUAAAAAAAUAUUAUUACAGACAAUGGAUUUUUUAUGAACAAAUAAAAAAAUUAUGUGAUUUUACAGAAAUGAAUGAAUUUAUAAAAAAUAGAAAAAACAAAAAUAAAUCUAGAAAAUUAUAUUUAUAUGUUGGACCAACGAAUAGUGGAAAAACACAUGAAGCAUUUAAGAAAUUAGCUGAAUCAAAAAACGGAUUAUAUUGCGCACCUUUAAGAUUAUUAGCAUGGGAAAUACAUAAUAAAUUAAUAGAAUUAGAUAAAGUUACAAAUUUAUUAACAGGACAGGAAGUAAUUAAAAAGGAUAAUAAUACACAUACUAUAUGCACAAUUGAAAUGACUCCAUUAAAUAGAAAUUAUGAUUGUGCAAUUAUUGACGAAAUUCAAAUGAUUAAUAAUGGUAUUAGAGGGCACGCAUGGACCAAUGUACUUAUAAACUUAAAUUGUGAAGAAAUAUACUUAUGUGGUAGUGAAAAUGUUCUACACUUAAUUAAGAAUUUAUCUGAUAUUCUAAAUGAUCAAUUAGUUAUAAAGAGAUUCAAAAGAUUAUCAAAAUUAGAACUACAAGAAAAAACUGAAAAUUUAGAAAAUGUUAAAACUGGAGAUUGUAUAAUAACUUUUUCAAGAAGUAACAUAAUGUUAUUAAAAAGAAGACUAGAAAAAUUAAAUAAAAGAGUUUUUGUUAUAUAUGGGAAUUUGCCUCCUGAAUCAAAAAAAAAACAAAUAGAGUUAUUUAACUAUUAUUGUCAAAUAAACAAAGAAAGUAAUGAAUACAGUAAUAAUAAUUUGAAUAAUAACAUAAAAAAUGCUGAUAUGAAUGAUGAAAAUAUAGAAAAAGAAACAGUUUUAAUUGCUACUGAUGUUAUAGGUAUGGGGUUAAAUACUCUUAUAAAAAGAAUAAUUUUUUAUUCUUUGAAAAAAUAUGAUGGAGAUAUUUUGAGAUACUUAUACAUUUCAGAAAUUCUGCAAAUAUCGGGAAGAGCAGGAAGGUUUCAAGAAAAUUGUGAAAAUAAUAUAAUUGGAUAUAUCACAUGUAUUCAUUUAGAUGAUUUAAAUAUUUUAAAAACUCUUUUUAAAAGUAAAAAUAUAAAUAAUUUUAUUAGUAAUGAUAUAGAAAAUUCUAUAUUGAAUAUUAAUGCAAAUGAUAAUUCAAGUAACUUGGAUUGUAAUACAAUGAACUUUUGCAGCAAUACAUAUAGAUGUGAAGGAGGUGAUUUUAGUGUAAAUGAUCGUAAUACGAAUACUGUAAAUGAUAGUGCUAGUUUAUUAAAUUCUAAAGGAAAUUCUGAGAAUCUUGAAAUUUUUUUAAAAGAAAAUGAGUGCAAUUCAUAUCCUCGUGCAGGAUAUUUUCCAGAUUUUAAUACGAUUGAUAAUUUAGGAAAAAUAUUAGAGUUUGAACACAAUGCAAAAAUAAAAUUAUAUGAAAUUUUGCAAGUAUUGAUUGAUUAUUUAAAAUUAAACGAAAGAUAUUUUUUUUUAACAAAAAAUUAUAACCAAAUGAUAUUCAUUGCCAAACUUUUAGAAAGCAUUAACUUAGAUAAACAUAUAUUAUUCAUAUAUACAUUAUCACCAAUUAAUAUUAGUAAUGUAGUUAUUUUAAAUAUUUUGAAAGUAUUUUGUAUGUGUCAUAGCUUAUUAGGUUAUGUUGAUUUUUUUCAAUGUAUAAAUAAAAAUUUAUUGCAUACUUUAAAUGCAAAAGAUAAUUUUAAAAGCUUAUCUAAUAAUUCUGAACAUGAGGAAAAGAAUCAAUUCUUUCAAAAUGAUAGAAAUACAGAAAAUUAUUUUAAAACAAUAUCCGAUGAAUAUAGUAAAUGUACAAACUCUAAUAAUUGUAAUAACUAUAUAUUUAAUAAUAAUAUUAUAUUAAAUGCUUUAAGUGAAAAUAAAAUAAUAAAAAAAGACUUACAAAAUGAAAAUAUUAAUAAUAAUAUAAGUUUUGAUGAAUAUAUUCAAAUAUUAGAAGUAUAUUAUGAAAUAAUUGAUUUAUAUUGCUGGUUAAAUACUAAAUUUCCUGACAUUUAUAAAAACAUAGAUUUAGUAAAUGACGAAAAAAAAAAAGUUUCCACAGAAAUUAUUAAUAUGUUAACACAACCGUUAAAUGAAAAUGAAACAUGUGUUAAUAAAAGUAUACAUUUAAAAAAAUUUGAUACAUAUUAUGUAGGACAUUAA
This is a messenger RNA of Plasmodium gallinaceum, 2691 nucleotides long. RefSeq names its product ATP dependent DEAD-box helicase, putative. Bases 1 to 2691 code for a protein of 896 amino acids. Gene Ontology annotation, molecular function: RNA helicase activity; hydrolase activity, acting on acid anhydrides. The transcript has a single exon. The record is from RefSeq and is a predicted model, not a curated record. Gene Ontology annotation, cellular component: mitochondrial degradosome. Lineage: Eukaryota; Apicomplexa; Aconoidasida; Haemosporida; Plasmodiidae. Gene Ontology annotation, biological process: mitochondrial RNA 3'-end processing; RNA catabolic process.